AGCUCGGCGAUUCUCAUCUCCUCCCAAUUGACCACAUCAGCUCACGGCUGCGCCUUCAGCUUAGUUACGGCCGCAGCUCACCAUCCCACCCGACUUAACCCUCACUGACCGUUCCCUUGACUCGAAGGAGUGGUGGGCUGUGCUCUCCAACGACACCGCGAUCUUCGGAGUCAAGCCAGUUUGCUCGCCAAUAUGGAGCCCUGGAUGAGAUGGAUACUGUGUUUUGCUAUUGGAGGAGCCUUGUACUGGUACUACAGCCACAACAAUAAGAAUCGGGGUCGACACAGGGGUCGAUCCCUCCAGCGAGCACCCAUCCCUGCCAAGGCGGACUCGGCGAUGCAAUGGAGUGACGCGGAGGCCACACCAAAGCCAACCUCUAGAAGUGCGAAAGCCAAGCCACCCCGCAAGUCGGUCAAGAAGGUCGUCCGGGAGGUUGGAGACAAGACGGAGGCCUACCUCUCCGCUGCCUCAUCUACUGCCGGUGCAGAUGCAGACGACGAUCUGUCUCCUGCGAUGUCUCCCGCCCUCGGCGCGACUAACCUUCAGGCCCCGAGCGGGAAGGACGUCUCGGACAUGCUCGAACCGCACGGUGCGGCUCCAGCGGUCUUGAAGAUCAACCCAUCCGAGAAGCCUUCUCGCCCGAGCAAGCCGCAGCAGCAGCGGGCAGAAAGUCUUCAAGAAACCAAGAAACAGCGACAGAAUAAGAGGAAGGCGGAGGAAGCCAAGGCUCAGCGUGAGGCUGAUGAGAAACAGCGCCAGAUCCUCCUUGAGAAGCAGAGGCGCACUGCCCGCGAGGCUCGUGGGGAAGCUGCUAGGAAUGGGCUUCAAGCCGCUCAGGCGCCCACGUCCAACCCCUGGACUGCCGUGCGCUCCUCUUCUAGAACUGGAGCGGCCCCAGGUGGCCAUGAUGGCCAACUCCUCGACACUUUCGACCCAGAGGUCGGCUCGACCGCGAGUUCCAGCGAGAUUGCUACAAACGGCACCUCAGCAACUACGGACAGCUUGUCGAACAGCACACAUUGGACGAACCUGCCAUCCGAGGAAGAGCAGCUGAGGAUGGCAAUGGAAGACUCGGCGUGGACCACAGUUCCGAAGGGGAAGAAGCAGCGCAAGAACAAGGCUGCGGGGUCCACCACCGGCGAGGAGGGCAGUGACUCUGGCAUCCCUCAAGAGCCCGCCCCUGUGAAGAAGGCUCCAGCCCCGGUCUCAAAGGUUGAGAAUGUCAAGCCUCAAUCUCGAUUUGGACUUCUCGCGGAGCCCGAUGCCGACGCAACGGCCAGUCAUCCCAUGGACUCGGACUGGCCUGUCGUAUAAUGCUUUCUGGACGCGUUCGAUAUGUCGCAGUACGGAUCACACCUUUCACCCGCUGCUACUUGCAAUUUCAACCAUUCUGAGGAGCAAUC
Molecule: messenger RNA, 1403 nt
Organism: Lindgomyces ingoldianus
Lineage: Eukaryota; Fungi; Ascomycota; Dothideomycetes; Pleosporales; Lindgomycetaceae
Exons: 1
Coding region: 193-1314 (373 amino acids)
Source: RefSeq, a predicted model, not a curated record